Messenger RNA from Leguminivora glycinivorella, 1078 nucleotides. RefSeq names its product F-box/SPRY domain-containing protein 1 (gene Fsn). The record is from RefSeq and is a predicted model, not a curated record. Gene Ontology annotation, cellular component: SCF ubiquitin ligase complex; synapse. The coding region runs from base 64 to 915 and encodes 283 amino acids. NCBI's taxonomy places the organism in Eukaryota, Metazoa, Arthropoda, Insecta, Lepidoptera, Tortricidae. Gene Ontology annotation, biological process: synapse assembly involved in innervation; proteasome-mediated ubiquitin-dependent protein catabolic process. Gene Ontology annotation, molecular function: protein binding. The transcript is spliced from 4 exons.
GAUAUAAAUUUCUUUCAGUCGGGGAUUUUGCACAUUUGUGUAAAACAAAAUGAAAGUGAUAAGAUGAUAACAAAUCUGCUUACUGCAAAUAAGUCACCUAAAGUAAUGGAAAGAGUAAACUACUCACUGAACGACUUGCAUAUGUGCGAAGGUUAUUCUAUUGCGGAGCUGGUUCCAGAUCUUGUUUUGGAAAACAUAUUUUCAUACCUAUCUGUGAAAGAUCUUCGCAAUUGUUCCUUGGUUUGUAAGAGUUGGUACAGAAUUCUCAGUGAUGAAAAUAAUGAUGUUUGGAGAAUACAUUGUAUUAAAAGACUGGCUGAAGAAGUUAUGAAGUCAGACUUGCUUUCCACUUUAACAACAUAUAAGGCAAAACUUAAGGCUUUUUUUCACGCUUGGAAUCCUCACGACUGUUCCAGAAACAUUUAUGUUAAACCAAAUGGAUUUACUUUGCACAGGAAUCCAGUAGCACAGAGCACUGAUGCUUGCAGGGGUAAAGUGGGUUUUAAUUAUGGCCGACAUGCCUGGGAAGUGAUAUGGGAGGGUCCACUAGGGACUGUAGCUGUAGUGGGCAUUUCAACCAAAGAAGCGCCUUUACAAUGCCAAGGCUAUGUGGGGUUAUUAGGAGCUGAUGAACAAAGUUGGGGAUGGAAUUUAGUGGACAAUCACUUGCUGCACAAUGGAGAUACACAAGGACACUAUCCGCUGCUUAAUAAUUGUCCAAAAUAUCAAGUUGGUGAACGCAUACGAGUGAUAUUAGAUUGUGAGGACAACACAUUGUCAUUUGAAAGAAAUUAUGAGUUUCUAGGAGUUGCAUUUAAAGGUCUGCCCAACAAGAGACUAUAUCCAACGGUGUCAGCUGUGUAUGGAAAUACCGAAGUGUCAAUGGUUUACCUGGGUCCGCCAUUAGACGGUUGAUUGUGACCUUCAAUGACUAGAUAAUGUUAACACAUUCACUGCCACCAUUUCUUCCUGGACAUGGACAAUGCGGCGCACACUUUGCUGUAUAUCCCAUCCCAAACGCACAUGUGAGUUCAACCAACUGUUACCCAGUCAAAAGUAUUAAAGUCACUAAAUAUUA